This is a messenger RNA of Notolabrus celidotus (New Zealand spotty), 3004 nucleotides long. RefSeq names its product SIN3-HDAC complex-associated factor-like. NCBI's taxonomy places the organism in Eukaryota, Metazoa, Chordata, Actinopteri, Labriformes, Labridae. The coding region runs from base 252 to 1079 and encodes 275 amino acids. The transcript has 6 exons. The record is from RefSeq and is a predicted model, not a curated record. Gene Ontology annotation, biological process: negative regulation of cell migration.
GAUACGUCAUACGUCGUUUAUGUAAAUGGUUUGAUUGAAGAAAAAGAAAAAAGCCUUCUGCCCUACUCUGAAAUGGAGGUGUGGAUACAACGCAUGCGCACUCUGUCCACAACUAUCCAGUCCCGUCCACAAGCGCAGACAUCAACAAGGGAACGGGUUACUGAUGCGGGUUGAUUUUCAUAAUAGUCACAUCGUAACGACGCGCUCACAGGACUAUUACUUUGUUUCAAGCUCGCGCAAUUUGCAACAAGAUGUUUGGCUUUCAUAAGCCAAAAAUGUACAGGAGUUUGGAUGGCUGCUGCAUCUGCCGCGCAAAGUCGUCAAGCUCUCGUUUCACGGACAGCAAGCGCUAUGAGAAAGACUUCAGGAGCUGUUUCGGGAUGAGUGAAACACGAUCAGGAGAAAUCUGUAACGCCUGUGUACUCCUGGUGAAACGAUGGAAAAAGCUUCCUGUGGGAACCAAGAAGAACUGGAACCAUGUUGUUGAUGCUCGGGGAGGUCCUAGCCUUAAGAUAACCUCCAGGCCCAAGAAGAUCAAGUCCAUCUCUAAGAAAGCACGGCCGAGCCAGAUCAGCAGGCUGCAGAAAGAGUUGAAAAGAAACAACUCAGACGCCCACAGCACCACCUCCAGUGCCUCUCCGGCUCAGUCUCCUAGUUACAGCAACCUGUCAGACGAUGGCUCAGACACCGAGCUCAGCCGGGGAUCAAGCCGCUCCCCUGUCUUCUCAUUUCUCGACCUAACUUACUGGAAGAGGCAAAAAGUGUGCUGUGGAAUCAUUUACAAAGGUCGCUUUGGAGAAGUGCUAAUCGACCCUCAUUUGUUCAAACCAUGCUGCCGCAAAAAACAACGGCAGCAGCAGCAACGAGAAGAGGAGGAGGAAGAGGAUGAUGAGGAGGACGAGGAGGAGGAAGAGGUGGAGGUAGAGGAGGGCCCGGGGGGCGUGGAUGUGAGCGGGCAGAAAGCCCAGACGGAAGAGGAAGUGAAGGAGACUCUGAUGUGUGAGCAAGAGCCUGCUCAGCUAUGCGUUUCCGUGACAACACCUCCAACCAGGAGUGGGGCGUUGGUGGAAGGAUGGUGAAGGAGAAACCCUCCUCUGUUGCACACAUCUCUGAAGAAAUCUUGGGGUGCUGUUUUCUUGUUUUUUCUAAAGCACUUACAGAAAGAAGUGGCCUCAGAUUGCCUUCAGUCACAAAGCAGCUGGAAAUCCUUUGGUCUUCUCCAUAAAAUGUCAAAGGUUUGUUUUUUAAUUUCAUUAAUAACUUAUGGACUGUUUUGUUCCUUUUGUCUUUCUUUUAUAUUUAAUAUUCUCAACCAUCCUGUCAAAAAGCCCAUCAUCAAACGUGGUGUUAUAGAUUUGCUUUAGAUCAAAUGCUGGAGCUCUAGUUUGCUGGUACAUUUAAGAGAUUUUAUUCCAAAACGCAAUAGAUCCACUCAGCGACAGAAAAAAAAGGUGCUACUUGAAAUUCAUCACUCAACGUUUCAAACAUACAGCUAAAUCAUCAAUGAUGCGGAUAUUUAUAAGCGUACAGUAUAUGAUGAAAUGACUAAUAUACAGAGAUGAGAUUAGUUUUGCUUUCUUUGUAAAGAGUAGAUAUCUGCUUUUUGAAAUGGUGGACAUGUCGUUUUGGAAUGAAUGAUGCUUUACAUUGACUGAGCGCAGACCUGUACAGUAGCCCCUGUGUUUGAGUUUUUUCACACUGACAUCAACUCCUAUCAAAGACUUUGUGUUUGUAGACUGGAUUAGUGUCUCUGUAUCCAAUACGUGUGUGGGUCCCGGUUAAAUAAGGCCUAUUCACAGCUUCAACAGCAAAUACACCAGCCUUAAUUAUGUGUUACAGACAGUGCUAGUGUUAUUUCUGGAUUGGUAUUAAGGAACAAAAGGGACAGUAGCGAUAUUUAUUGUGGCCUCAGCAACACAUAGUGCAUUUUGCAUGAAUGGUAAGCCCACUCAUCCAAAAGACCUGAUGAUCUGAUGCAUGAGUCUACUAAAUUUGCAUGGCCUUAUAUAAACUGUAAAUUUUACUCUUAUUUUUUUUGUUGAUCCAUUUCUCUAAAGUUUUAACUUAUUUUUAUAUGUAAAAAAAAAAGAAAAAGCAAAAGUGAAAAAGUGUCUUUGCAUAACAAUACUACACAAUACAACAGCAAAACACAAAAUCGGUCUAUUGUCAUUCAGCAAUACAAAUAUCAGUGAUUUCAUCAUUCCUCGGUCAGUAUAUGGUUAAAAAAACUUUAUACAAGCUAAAAUUCUAUGCCAUUGCCUCUUGUAUACCACAAAUGUGUUGUGAUAUAUAGCCUAAUAUUACUUUAUUUAUCAGAUUAAAGCCAAAGCACAUUGAAAUUCACCCAAUGUCAAAUCAAUGCAGGUUUUCUAUGGACGUUUGUGCUCGUCCGAGGUCAUUUGUAUAUAUGUUUACUGUAUUCUAAAUGAACACUAAUAUGAACUUUCAUACAUGUGAUGUUGUAGCUGGGAGCAGAGGGUGUGUUGUGUACAUAAGGGGGAGGGUGGGCCAUUUGGCUCUUAUAUGGGUUCCAUUAUUUAUUUCAUAUUUAUUUGUAUCACUGCAUCUCCACUUAGAAGUGUAAUGCUCUGAAUUAUUUUCAUCUCUAGCCUAUAUGUAGUAUGUUUUUUUUGUACAUCAGAAAUCGAAUGUAAUUCUCACGCAGGCUUUGUUUAACAUUGCGUUGAAUUACUGGUUGUCAAUAUUUGUGAAAUGUUAUUAAGUAUUUAUUUGCUCAUCAGUUGAGUUGCGUGCAACCUAACUUAUUCUGUACCAUCACUUUGGCUUUGUAUCAUGUAGACUGAAACGAAUGAUAGAUUGCAACCAAACUGUACUUUUCCCUUUUAGCCUGUAGCUCAAUGCGUUACCUAACUCUAGACUUGCAUGUACUGUUGCUAUGCAUUUACUUAGCUUACAAGUUAGACAAAGCGGUUUUGUAUUUUUUAUACAUCAUGUACUUUUUUACUUGUCCCUUAAUAAAGUAAUUUUGUGAGUUUUCUUGAAA